Molecule: messenger RNA, 1491 nt
Organism: Ceraceosorus bombacis
Lineage: Eukaryota; Fungi; Basidiomycota; Exobasidiomycetes; Ceraceosorales; Ceraceosoraceae
Source: the annotation of a GenBank genome assembly
AUGUCGGUCGCCAUCAACGCUAACGAGUCUGCUCCAGCGCCAGUCGCCAGAGGCUCUGCAGCACCCAUCCCUGUGGCUCUGAUUGGCUACGGCUCUUCCGCACGCACCUUUCACCUCCCACUGAUCCUCUCUAGCCCUCAAGACUUUAUUCUACACACAAUUCAACAGCGUCCGGGAAGCAAGUCUGGUCCGGACGCAUCAGCACGUUUCCCCGAUGUCAAGGUUGCGCCCACUUUCGAAUCGGUGUUUGACCACUUGCCAAAAGGCAGCCUGGUCGUUAUCACCACUGCCAAUGCGACGCACAGAGACUUUGCUGUGCAUGCCUUGGACAAGGGCUGCCAUGUCGUGAUUGAGAAGCCGGCUGCGCUCACCAAUGAGGAGGCAGAGAGCAUCAAAGAGGCGGAGCGGAGGAACGGAGUGGUCUGCACCGCGUAUCAGAGUGAGUGUAAUUUCGCGCUAUGAGAGGGUGAUCGGUGGGCAACUUACGCCCUGUCUCUCCCAGACCGCAGGCUGGACGGCGACUACUUGACACUUCUCUCACUACUCAGACCAUCGAGCAGCGAUCAUCCGUCGCCCAUCGGCGCUCCAGUCUCGGUAGAGAGUCGCUUUGAUCGUUUCAGACCUCUGAGAAAGGGGGGAUGGAGGGAGGAAAAGGAUUGGGAAGAAGGUGGAGGAGUGCUUUGGGAUCUUGGGGCUCAUCUUGUCGAUCAGGGUGAGUAGGAGGUGUGGCAACACGCAACGGGCUCGAGGCUAAUAUCGCAAUGUCGCGGAAAGCUUUGGACGCUUUCGGUGUCCCCGAGCGCAUCACAGCAUUUGCCACGUCUGGCCGAGACGCAUCGCACAACGUGGAGGACGACUUUUUGGUUCACUUCCACUAUCCUCCUUCUGCUCCCUUGCCUCCUGACAGCAUCGCUCCACCUCCAGGUACCAAGCUUGGAGGAUUGAGAGCGACUCUGAGCGCGAGCUGCAUUGCUAGCAAGACGGAUGGGGAGCAAAUACGAUGGAAUGUCUGCGGUACGCGCGGAAGCGUGAGUAGAGUGGUUAAGAAGGGUGCAGAAUCUGGACAUGACUGACGUCGCCCAGGCGAAUGUAUGCGGCUGAUAUCCGUGACAGUACGAGAAGCGCGGAUUGGACCCUCAAGAGAACCAACUGAAAGCUGGCUCUACCCCUCUGGAUGCUUCAUUCGGUAGCUACGGCGAUUCUGAUCCUCUGUCCAUCCGUCUCGGACGUCUCACGACUUCCGCAGCACCAGCCGCAGUGCCUUCUGCAGGCGCAAAUGGCGCGGCUCCCGUUCAGCCCUUGCUGACUGCUCAAGACAUUCCUACGUUGCCUGGGACGUAUGGCCGCUACUAUCAGAAUGUCGCUAGAGCCAUCAGGGGAGAAGAAAAGGUGUUUGUUAGCACCGAUGACAUCGUCAGGAACACGAAGGCUCUUUUGCUUGCUAGGAAGAGCGUGCAAGAGUGGAGGAGCAUCAGAUGGGACGAGGCAUGA